Symbiodinium necroappetens is the source of this 2790-nucleotide messenger RNA. The record is from the annotation of a GenBank genome assembly. NCBI's taxonomy places the organism in Eukaryota, Dinophyceae, Suessiales, Symbiodiniaceae.
AUGCGUGGAGACCCCAGCCGAGCGCUGAUCCUGUCCGCAGAAGCAGCAAAGCAGGAGUUGCUGGCCUGGCAGCAGCAGCGAAAGGCCAGCCACGUGGUGACGGGCCUUAAGCCCGGCAAGUGGUUCCACUCGCAGAUGGAGGCUUGGAAGAAGCUGAAGCAAGCCCUGAAGCAAGGGCACGACGCCUCAGAGCUGCAUGCUGUUUCGAGUUGCAACCGGAGGCUGGAGCAGCUGCACCAGGCAGAGAAAGCCGUGAACGCACCAGCAGACACGGAGGACUUGCAUGACGGAGACGGCAAGGGCACGCCCAUCUACGCCAACUUCAAGUAUGAGGAGUCCUUAGCAUUUAGUGCGGCUAGAGAUGGUCUGCGUGAAUUCAAAGCUGCUUGUUGUGGCCGGGAGCCUCAGCUCUUCGAGGCAAGCGGCGGUUGCAGAGGACACGGAGACUCCCGAGCAGCAUGCGCAGAGACGGCUCGAGUGGAACAUCUGCACAUCGCUUUGCGGCGCAGCUGGAACCGCCAGAUGCCUGACUGCCCUUCGCGAGGCAUGGUCCUUUCAGACCUGUACUUGCUGCAGUGCUACCGCUAUCCGCGCGAUAAUGGCAUCAUCCGCAUCUUGAGCAGGGAUGGCGUCCGAAUUGUGGCAACUCAGCCAUGCGCGUAUGGCUCGGGCAUGGGCGCGACCGACAAGCCUCUGCGCGUGUCUCGCCUGGGAAGCAUCUAUGAUAAGCACUUCCAGCUCACCUUCACCGAUCGGCGUGCGACCAGCCUACAGGUCUGGCUGGUUUGCAACGGCAACGGCGCGCCGCCCUUGCAGCUGGAAAUCCUGGACGGCAGGCUCUUCAUUUCUGUUGAUGGCAGCGGGGUCUGGCUCUCCUGCACUCCUCCUGGGAAAGGCGACUUCACUGGAACAUCGGCCGCCUCCCGAGAGCCCUCGGCAGCUGCGUCUCGGCGGGCUCUUCAGGCACUGUACUGGGUUGGGGAGCACAAGCUCACCCCAGAUGCAGAGGACCAGAAGGUUAUCUCUGAAGCGAUCUUCGAGUGGGCUCGGGAGCGAGGGGCGAUUGACUUUGCCCACUGGUUCUUCCCUCUUCGCGGCGGUGGCGGUGCCGUUGGCGGAAUGUUAGGUGCCUUCAAGAAGGACACUCUGAUGGACCUGGAGUUCGGCUCCCAGUUCACGACGAAGCCGAUGAAGGCUUGCCUGCCUCACGAGCGUCUCUUCCAAGGAGAGACGGAUGGCUCCUCCUUUCCCAAUGGCGGCUUGCGUGUUACGCACUCUGCAGCUGCCUUCACCACUUGGGAUAGAUCAUCCCCACCUUUUGUGACGGAUUGCUGUCUGUAUAUUCCAUGUGCUUUCAUUACCCACUUCGGGAAGUGCAUCGAUGAGAAGACGCCACUGCUGCGGUCGAUGGAUGCUGUCAAGACCCACGGCCUUCGGUUGCUGCAGGCUAUCGGCAUUGGCAAGGAUGCUCAGACAAUGCACAGCUACCUGGGUUGGGAGCAGGAGUUCUUCGUCCUGUCGGCAGAUCACUUCAAAGCGCGCCCUGACCUGGUGAACUGUGGCCGGACACUGUUUGGGAAGCUGCCCACUCGGCACCAACAAGGAGACCUAAAUUACUUCCAGGCGAUCCCCGGCAAGGUGCAGGAGCUUCUCGAUGUUGCGCAGGCCGAGAUGUUGAAGAUCGGUUGCCCGAUGGCCGUGAAGCACAACGAGGUUGCACCUGGACAACACGAGAUGUCCCCCGUCUUCCGUACUGCGAACGUGUCUUGCGACAGCAAUGUCUGCUUCAUGGAGGUCAUGAACCGAGAAGCCGCGAAGCUCGGCCUCCAGGUUCUUUUCCAUGAAAAGCCCUUUGCCGGAAUCAACGGCAGCGGCAAGCACGCCAACUGGUCCAUCGGAACUGACACCGGCCUGAAUUUCUUCUAUCCGGGAAAGAACGAAGAUGGGGCCAAGCUGUACGUGACUGCCAUUGCCUGCUUGGCAUAUGGGUUGGCACAGUACAAUGAGAUGGUGCGGUGCACCGUGGCCAGCGCUGGCAAUGACCACCGCUUGGGAGCGCAAGAAGCGCCCCCGGCCAUCAUCUCUUUGUACCCGGGCCAGGGCUUCGAAUCCUUCGUGGAUUCCGUGGUGAGCGGCGGCGAUCUUCUGGGAUACAAGGCCGAGAAGAAGAAGCAGGAGACGGGCUGCAGCUCUGCCAUGCACAUCGAGGCCAACGUCGAAGACCGCAACCGCACAGCCCCGUUCCCGUUCUGCGGCAACCGCUUUGAGUUCCGUGCGGUGGGCUCUUCCCAGAACUGCUGCCUUCCGAUCAUGGUCUGCAACGCGGUCAUGUCUGCUGGAAUGUCACACAUGGCUUCCCUCAUCGAGGGCGGCAUGAGCCAUCGUGAUGCCGUGGCUCAAGUGUUUAAGGAGAACAAGCAUGUGAUCUUCACCGGCAACGGUUAUUCAGCAGAGUGGCCCGUGGAGGCAAGCAAGCGAGGCUUGCCGAACUUGAACACCACGCCCAAGGCCAUUGCCACGUGGAGCUCCGAGAAGAACACCAAGCUUCUCGAGACGCUGAAGAUCUACACCAAGGAGGAAACAGAGGCACGUCAGGAAGUGAUGUACGAGAACUACAUUUCCUGCAUUUGCUGCGAGGUGGAAACCAUGAUCCAGAUGGUCGAGACCGGCUUCUUGCCUGCAUGCGCCAAGGACCUGGCCAAGUACAACAGUGUGGACAAGCUGGAUGGUAGCAGGAAAGCUGUCUUCGAGAACGUCGUGGACCAGGUUGAGAAGUUGCAGGCCUCCUGA